This is a messenger RNA of Galdieria sulphuraria, 930 nucleotides long. Its product is annotated as presenilin family protein. Gene Ontology annotation, biological process: protein processing. Bases 54 to 887 code for a protein of 277 amino acids. Lineage: Eukaryota; Rhodophyta; Bangiophyceae; Galdieriales; Galdieriaceae. Gene Ontology annotation, cellular component: membrane; nucleus. The record is from RefSeq and is a predicted model, not a curated record. Gene Ontology annotation, molecular function: aspartic endopeptidase activity, intramembrane cleaving. The transcript is spliced from 2 exons.
GUGAAUCUAUCUCAACAGAGCAAACUUGACAACAUUACAAUUUGGCUACAGCAAUGAAUCAUCAACAUGGAAAAAGUCAUUUUGUGUCUUUGGCUAUUUAUCCAGUUAUUAUUAGUAUUCUUUUUGCUACGAUAUUCUUUUGUUUGGCUCGUUGGCAGCCUAUAUGUGGUACCAAUAACUUUUCAAAUGCUGAAACAGAAGAAACUGUGGAUGCUUUGAGUUCUUUCGGAGGAUUGGGUACGCUUGCUAAACAGCUCAAAGACCAUCCAAGAGAAUUAUUGUUUGCUUCCCUUAUAGCAGUCAUUUCAUUUCUUAUGUCUGUAAUACUUAUUACUUUUACUUUAUUGUGCCUUUAUCGCUAUGGAUGGAUACAGUUCAUCCGAUACUGGCUCACGUUCUCUACUGCCAUGGUGUUGAGUUUGACUGGUGGAACAUUACUCAUCAAACUUUGUCAAAUCUUAUGUUUUCGUCUUGAUUGGCUGAGUCUUUGCUUUAUGAUGUGGAAUUUUAGUAUUGGUGGUGUCUUUGCUAUCUUUUACUAUGCUCCUAAGUGGUUACAACACUUUUAUUUGAUAUUGAUGGCGUCCCUUCUUUCCUGGCUAUUUCGCGAUUUUCCUAGUGUAGUUGUUGGAAUAUUGUUGGCUGGUUUAGCCAUUUGGGAUAUUUAUGCUGUACUUUCUCCUCAUGGUCCUUUAAGAGAUAUGAUUGAAUUGGCGUCGGAACGUGAAAGAAGCAUAGAGUUUCCAUCUUUAGUUUAUGACACUUGUCCUUACGAUAUUGAUGGUAUUUGUGAAGUUGAGCAAAUAGGGCAACAUGAAACCUCUACAUUAGAUUCUAUAUCUUGUUCUAUUGCAAGUGAUCAUACUUUAGAACAGGAAUGGCAAUAAUUGCAAUACAAGUUUUGAAAACGAUGCCGAAAAUGACAACAAC